Messenger RNA from Cercocebus atys (sooty mangabey), 750 nucleotides. It is a transcript of the gene DNAJC5G, whose product is annotated as DnaJ (Hsp40) homolog, subfamily C, member 5 gamma. Bases 70 to 750 code for a protein of 226 amino acids. The transcript has 6 exons. NCBI's taxonomy places the organism in Eukaryota, Metazoa, Chordata, Mammalia, Primates, Cercopithecidae. The record is from RefSeq and is a predicted model, not a curated record.
CCGGUGUGAAGUUUCACACCCAAGAGGAUGAAGGGCACCUACCUGGCUUAACAGAACGACUCCCAGAUCAUGUCUACCAUGAACGAAGCAGCCCACCGGCUGUCCAAAAGUGGGACGAGCCUCUAUGCAGUGCUGGAGCUUAAGAAGGGUGCCUCACCUGAAGACGUCAAAAAAUCCUACAGGAAACUGGCCUUGCAGUAUCAUCCCGACAAGAAUCCAGGGAAUACUCAAGCAGCAGAAAUAUUCAAAGAGAUCAACGCAGCUCAUGCCAUACUGAGCGACCCUAAGAAGCGGAAAAUUUACGACCAGCAUGGCUCAUUGGGAAUAUAUCUGUAUGAUCACUUUGGUGAAGAAGGCGUCAGAUACUAUUUUAUUCUGAAUAGUUGUUGGUUCAAGACACUUGUCAUCCUGUGUACACUGCUCACUUGUUGCUGUUUCUGUUGUUGCUGCUGUUUUUGCUGCGGAACACUUAAACCACCACCUGAGCAGGAUAGUGGGAGAAAAUAUCAGCAGAACGUCCAGAGUCAGCCUCCAAGGUCAGGAGCCAAAGGUGAUUUUAGAAGAGAGGAAAAUAGCGAAGAUGAUUUUUUUUUUUUUUUUGAGACGGAAACCCCUAGCAUCAGCCUCAUUCCUAAGCCAAUAACGCCUUUAUGGAGCUGGUCUCACCUUCUGGUGCCCACGGCCAUUGGCAUUGCCAGCCUCAUUCCAUGCCACUAUGAGUCAACUCAGGAAAACUGCGAGUGCAUUUGA